Molecule: messenger RNA, 2247 nt
Organism: Neurospora crassa OR74A
Lineage: Eukaryota; Fungi; Ascomycota; Sordariomycetes; Sordariales; Sordariaceae
Exons: 11
Coding region: 1-1863 (620 amino acids)
Biological process (GO): transmembrane transport
Cellular component (GO): membrane
Molecular function (GO): transmembrane transporter activity
Source: RefSeq, a predicted model, not a curated record
AUGUCGCAAGACGGUGGACACCAACCAUUGGACUCCCUCCGUGAUGGGAUGGAUGCUUCCGCCGCUACUAACACCGCCCUUGAGAAUACCCCGUUGCUCUUCGAUCGUCAAAGUCCCGGGUACACGGACCUCGACAACAGUGUCAACACCACCAAGAACAGAAACAGCCCUGGGCCUAGUGAUUCCAACGGUUGCAGGGUUAUCUCUAGGCAUGGACAUGGCGCCGGCGAGGAGCAUGGCGAUGUCGAUGAAGCGUACCAUGCGCGCCAACCAAACCCUCGUCAGGAACAACGGUUGAAUACCACAUCACCUCAAGCAUCGUCGGCAAAGCACCGACUUUGGGACAUCAUCUCCAAGCGACUCGUUUUCCUGCAACGGGAUGAAAGUGAACGGUCGCCUUUGGAAAAGGAUCUGGUGCGGAGGCUGGAUGUCUUUCUCUUGACUUUUGGGUGUAUCUCGCAAGUGAUCAAAUACCUCGACCAAACCAACAUCAGCUCCGCAUACGUCUCUGGCAUGAAAGAAGACUUGCAACUCAACGGCAACGAGUUAAACUACUUCCUCACCUUCUUCAGCAUCUCCUACUGUCUCAUGCUCAUCCCCUCCCAGGUAAUCAUCACAUACGUUCGUCCCAGCUACUGGCUUCCCGGUCUUGAGAUUGGAUGGGGUCUCGUGACCGCUCUCAUUGCCUUCGCCCAGAAUGCUCACCAGGUCUACGCCUUGCGAGUCUUGCUCGGCUUGUUUGAAAGCAGUGCGUGGCCGGGCAUGAUGACCCUUUUCAUGUACUGGUACACUCCCCUAGAACUCGCUAAGCGCAUGGGCUUUUACCAUUCUUGUCAGGCAUUGGGGUCGAUGAUGUCUGGGGCAUUACAGGUUGCGGUGCUUGAGUCUCUCGAAGGAAGAUGGGGACUUAGGGGUUGGCGUUGGCUCUUCAUAAUAAACGGUCUCCUAACCCUCCUGAUCGGAUUCACCGGCUUCUUCCUCAUCCCGGACUACCCCCGCUCCCCCAAUCCACGCUGCCUCAAAGCCCCUCCUCAAACAUUCUCCUCCACAUCAACCCCUUUCCCCCUGAGGUUCGGCUGGCUCACCCCCGCACACAUCCAAGCCGCCGAGGACCGCCUCAAACGACACGGCCGAACCGACUCCAAAAAGAUCACUUGGCGCGCCGCCAAGCGUACCUUUAGGUUAUGGAUCUCCUACUUCAUUCCGGCACUGUAUGUUGCUUCGGUGUUGGCGCCUUAUGGGUACAAUUAUUUCAAUCUCUUCUUGAAGGAGCUAAAAGACAAAGACGGGAGGCCGAGAUGGAGCGUUGAGCAGGUGAAUGCAAUUCCGAUUGCGGGAAAUGGGGUGAAUGUGGUGUUUGUUUGGAUUUGGGCGAUUUUAUCGGAUCUGUUGCAGACUCGGUGGACGCUGUUGGUUGCUCAAGGCGUCAUUGGACUGAUUCCAUGCAUCAUCAUGAGCAUCUGGACCUCUCAUCCAGAUACCACUCCAGUUUCUGCCGCCUACGCCAGUUACUUCAUGACUUAUAUGAGUCUAGGAACAGCGCCGCUGAUUAUUUCUUGGCUGUCUGAUAUACUGCCGCAAGACUCAGAGGCUCGCACCUUGAUAGUCGGGUACUCCAUAGCCGGGGUCUACGCCAUCUUGACCUGGUCACAGGUUCUUAUAUGGCCUGCUUCACAGGCUCCUUACUACCACUAUGCCUGGCAGAUAUCCAUCGUGCUUUGGAUACUCGUCAUCAUCAUGUGUUGGAUGCUGAACAUUAUCGAUGUUCGAAUUCUACUCCCACAACGUCUCGCAGCAAAAAACAGAGCCUCCCGCCAAGGUCUCCUCUCCCCAACCGAGACCCCGGACGCUGAAUCCGAAUAACUACCCUCACCAAACCUACCAGACACACUCACUCACGCCUCAACGGCCUUGACAAUGCCCUUCCCCUCACCCGACUCCAACAACCUCUGCACCACCUCCAAAUCCUUCAGCGCCUCCUCAGGCGUCUGCUCCUUCUCCGUCUGUCCCUUCUCAAUCGCCUUAGCGAACGCCGCCAUCUCCUCCUUAACACCGGUACUCUUCUCAAACUCCUCCGUCUCCUCACCUUCCUUCGUCUUGGUCUUGAUCUGGGUCGGGUUCCAGUAAACGGAUCCCUGGGUCGUGACUACCUCGACCUCGAGUCCGGUCUUGAACUGGGUGCCGAACGAGAUGCUGAUGGUUCCCGACUUUCCGUCGUUGGUCAAAGCAACGGCGUGCACCGUGUCG